Molecule: messenger RNA, 543 nt
Organism: Episyrphus balteatus (marmalade hoverfly)
Lineage: Eukaryota; Metazoa; Arthropoda; Insecta; Diptera; Syrphidae
Product: adult cuticle protein 1-like
Exons: 2
Coding region: 1-543 (180 amino acids)
Source: RefSeq, a predicted model, not a curated record
AUGAAGUUCAUCAUAAGUGCCCUUGUUCUAUGCGCUUUGUCCAUGACUUCAAAUGCAAGUGUAGUUCCGCUGUCUGCUGUGCGUUUUUCUCCACUUUUGUAUUCCGCUGUCGCUUAUGGACCUGGCAUUGUUCCUGUAAAUGCACCUUCAGAUUUACCAUCUGGACUUCAUGUUUACGGUGUUCCUUUAAUUGUACCAGUUGGCUUGAAGACUGAAGCAACUUACACAGCAAAGACUCCUGGUUCUGAACAUGUUGCAACACUUUCUGGACAUUUGAACUCAGCUUCUUUCAUCAAUUUGCGAACUAUACCAGCUACCAAGGAUUCAAAUUCUCUCCCACCAUCAGUAGCCAUCCAUGGUUCACCCAAUCUAGUUGUUCUUCCUUAUAGUAUUUCACCACUUACCAUUCCAGCACCACUUGUUCUACAAACUGAAGCCAAAUAUGUAGCCAAGAAUCUUGGAGUUGAGCAUAUUGCUCCACUUCCUGGUCACACAAUUUCAGCUACUUCCUUGAACUUGCAACCAGCACCAGGAUCAAAUUAA